CCAUAACACCACAAGACGAAGAAGCAGCAUACCGGAAGCCGACCACAAUGUUGAAGACGGGCGCAGGAGUUGGAAUAGAGUAACGAGUCCAAACUUUGCUCUUUACUGUCGUUACGACUCCCCUUACACAGCAUCAUCUUCAUCAUCUUCAUCCUCCUCGCCACAGGAGGAACAAGCAGCCAGACACCUGUGUCUGAAGACAAGUCACCGGCAGCUAUGUCUUCAGCGGUGGAUCUUAAGACCAAAGAGGAGAAGGAUGCAGAGUUAGACAAACGAAUCGAAGCUCUGAGAAAGAAGAAUGAAGCUCUGGUCAAGAGGUAUCAGGAAAUAGAGGAAGACAAGAAGAGAGCAGAGCAGGAGGGCAUCGCCGUGACAACACCUCGGAAACCCCGUCCCCACGAGCCAGAGACGGACAGGAGGAAGACGGAGAAGGAAAACUUCACUGUGAUAGUAGACCUUUCAAAGCCGUCGGGGGACAAGAGAGUUGUGAGUGACAGGAAAUCUGGAGUGCCUCGCGGCCGGAAGACUUCAGAGGAGAGCGACGGCCACCGAGGAGGGCCAAACGACGGCCACCGAGGAGGGCCAAACGACGGCCACCGGGGAGGAGGGCCAAACGACGGCCACCGAGGAGGAGGGCCAAACGACGGCCACCGGGGAGGAGGGCCAAACGACGGCCACCGAGGAGGAGGGACAAACGACAGCCACCGAGGAGAGCCAAACGACGGCCACCGAGGAGGAGGGCCAAACGACGGCCACCGAGGAGGAGGGCCAAACGACGGCCACCGAGGAGGAGGGCCAAACGACGGCCACCGGGGAGGAGGGCCAAACGACGGCCACCGGGGAGGAGGGCCAAACGACGGCCACCGAGAAAGACCUAAUCAUGGCCCCCGAGGGCCCAGUGACGUCCAGCGAGGAGGGCUCAAUGAUGACCAGCGAGGAGAGCCAAAUGAUGACCACCGAAGAGAACCAAAUGAAGGUCACCGUGGGCCCAGCGACGGCCACAGCCCCUCAAGGAGGACGGGGUCGGGACGAAUGAGUCGGGGGAGUCAGAGAGGAGGAGGAGGCCGCCAUGAAAGAAGAGAGUGGGAACCCAGGACACCCAGAGAUGUAGAACCAGGGGAGUCAGUACCACAUGGACGCAGAGGAGGAAGGAGAGGAAGAGGAGGAGGCGAAGCAAGAGGAGGAGGCGAAGCAAGAGGAGGAGGCGAAGGAGGAGGAGGAGGAGGAGGGGGAGGGGGAGAAGGAGGAGGGACACCAGGUGGCAUGGACAGGAAGUCCAAGGAAUGGGAGGAGAAGAGACGACAGAACAUUGAGAAGAUGAAUGAAGAAAUGGAGAAAAUAGCAGAGUAUGAGAGAGGACAGCGGCCAGAUGGAGACAAGCCGAUCCGAAACUUCCUGGACGACCCGAGACGUUCUGGCCCAGCGCCAGACAUAGACCGCAAGGAGGGCAGCAGGAGACAUGUACGAAACUGGGGAGGACUGGACUUCGAUAACGUGAAGACAGGAGCUGAACUGGAAAAAGAGUGGACCAGUCGAAGGCCCGGACCGAAAGGCUCGAUGGACAUGACCAUGUCCAUGACCGGCCGGGAGAGAGCAGAGUACGUGCGCUGGAAGAAGGAGCGCGAGCAGAUUGACGAGGAGAGACUAGCACGCCAUCGUAACGCCACAGGCCAGUGGAGACGAGAGUGGGACGCACAGAAGACGGAGAACAUGUUCAAGGAGGACCCAUAUGUGGCCUCAGAGGGCAUCACACCAGAGCAAGGAAGCAGGAGAGACGAAAGUAAGCGGCCCCCUAAAGCUCCGACCAUCGGCGACUUCUUGUCCCAGGGCAGGACCCCAGGGCAAAGGGGCGAACGGGGCAGAGGUCGGGGCCGAGGACAGAAACCGAGCUACAGCAUGCACGACAACCGCUGGGAAGGGGAGAAAGAAGAGGAGGACAACACAAAGAGAGAGGAGAAGACCCAAAAGGAGGAAAAGGAAGUACAAUCCAAACCUCCUGCAGCACAGAAGGUGGAGUCCAAGGACGGAGAAGAUGACGACGAAGAAUGGGAGGACGCCAGUGACGGAGAAGACGAUGAGGGGAGCGACUCGGAACAAGACUCCAGAGGUGAUGAGAAGAAAGACUCCGGGAAAGAGAAACCAACCAGGAGCAAAUACAACUCGCAGACAUCUCCCACGCCUUGUUCCCUACGGCCGUCAGCACAAAGCCCCAAAGAGCAGCGGCCUUCCAGGCCCAAGAUCCACAUCCCCCCACCGUCAGCAGUUCAGGAGUCACCAGAGGGGGGCAAGCCCCUCAGCCCUUUCUACCCGCUGGAAGGCCACCAGCCUGUGUCAGACUGGGGGGAGGAGAUGGAGAUGCUGUCGCCUCGGAGCAGCAUGGAAGGCGAGAGCCCCCUGAAACCCCCCAGCGUUGAGGCCAGCCCCCCCCAGAAGAAGGAGCAGGAGUUGGAGGAGGUGACAGAGAGCCAAGCUACCGACUCCGGUGAACCCGCUGAGCCACAGAAAGAGGAGGACUCAGCCAUAGAUAUUUCCUCUCCUUUAGAAAAGAGUAAAGCCCGGCAGACUGUGAUAGUGUCAGAACCAGAGUCCGUCCCCACAGACUCCCCCACUGCACUGCCAUCUGACUCCGCCCCCUGUGAGGUUUAUGACUCCGCCCCCUGUGAGGAUUCUGACUCUGCACCCUAUGAGGUUUCUGACUCCUCCCCCUGCAAGGUUUCUGACCCCGCCCCUUGUGAGGUUUCUAACCCUGCUUCCUGUGAGAUUCUUGUGUCGAAGGACCAGGAUACACCUGCUGCCCCAUCACAAGAAGACAAUGUGGACAGCCCUCCUCUGUCUCCAGCCGUGCUGGAGGCUGACCAGAGCUCCUGUGAACCAGGAGGAGGGGAAGCUGACGACCCGGCGCCUGCUGCGACCGACGCUGCUCCGACAGCAGAGGCCGUGGAGUCCUCAGAGCAGACAUCCUCAGGCUAAAACUGCUGGGAACAAACAGACUGACUUCUGAGGAGGAUGGAACAUGAGAUGGACGGACCUCUCUCUCAGCUGUUUCUUUUUGGAUCCGUGGUUCUGAUCCCCUCUGGGCCGCCGCCAUGCUUUGUCUCCCUUUGUUAAGUAUUAAGAUAUGAUGAGUGAAAUCAGCGUCAGUCGCUGGUUUUCUAAAUGUUUUGUUCCCACAGUGGGGACCCAUGCUUUUCUGGGCUGGUAAAAUGAACUAAGUGGGAUUUGAGUUUGUCCAAAAGACCACACGUGUAGUUAUGUUUUCACAGAUCAUUUAGGAAAAUUGACAGAAAUCAGGAGCUAGCCAAAUCUCCCUUCUUUAGAUUAACAGCGCAUUAGUUAAAUGCGCCUAUGCUUAUGCACACCACGUGCACGUUAUGCUUGUUACACACACACGGAAGUGCAGCGGCACACAAACAUGCAAAGGAUUACACAUAAAAAUAUGACGGUGCAAAUCUGCAUAAUGAUAGCAAUGCACCAAGGUAUAAACGCGCCUCUCUUUUAAAUGGAAUGGGAGAUGACAAUUUUGAUUGGUUUACUGAAUGUUACGCCCAAAACACACCUAUGAAUUAAUUAAGACACUAAGUACAACCCUUUGGAACCACGUGCCCGGCGCAUGGACCUUUUUUCGGCCGAUAAACUAGCAAAAGUGGAUUUUGACACGCCCUAAACGCACACUCAGAUCGUUAAAAUAGGGCCCUUAGUGUUGAUGAUGCAGAGAUGGGACUACAGCUCACAGCCUGCAUUGCUCUUUGGGGCUUAUACUUACUGGGACAUGGAAAUACUUUUUGUAUCAGACCCACUGACAUUUUUAUAAUUUUACUUCUAAAGGCAUCAGGACACACUAAAGAUCUUUAAAAAGUGAGAAUCUUCAGCCUGACUGUUUACAUGAGCUUCGCAGCAGGUAUAUCGUGGUGUUUUAGGUGUAAUUUAUUUUUCAUAUUUUGCAUCAGAGCUAGCUGUGCAGGCCUGCCGACUUCACUGAUGAGACACUCUGUCCUUUUGGCUGAUGUUCUCACCCAGAUUAACUCUGAGGAUCAGAUCCCAGUCCCCCUCGCCUCAAAUCUAUCAAAAUACCUGUUAUGUACUUAGAGGCGGCGGUCCACUUGCUGUUUUUAAAUUAUUUAAUUCAGAAUCAUGAUUACUAAAAGAAUGUGACUUUAAUUUUCUCUGACGCCAACUGUGCUGUCGUUUUGUAAAUCAUGGGUUCUAGAGAGAAAUCCGUUCAUAUCCGUCUGGGAAGAGUUCCCCUCUCUCUACACGUGACACUGCCUUUUUAAUCGUUUUUAAAAUCAAGGAUCUCCUUCCAAAAUCGCUUUACGUUAUGAGUGUUAUUGGCUUUAUGUUAAAUAUACAUAUUUUUAUUUAACAGCCGAGGUUUAAGGACAUAACUGUCUCUUUAGAAAGAAUGGCUGGUGUUUAAUUAAAGUUCAGUAAGAUGAAUUACUACCUGAGCAGUUUAUUUUAGUACGAAAGCCUUCGCGCGUACCUCAGCAGACCAUGGUCGGCUUUUAAUUUGGUUUGUUUUUGAGUGUGUGCUUGGUUUCUGCACAGUCUUUGAAUCAUGCCUGUGGACACGGGGAUAAAUGGGUUGCUUUAAUGUUUUUGUGUUCUGUAUCAGAGGAAUAAAAAUUAUGCAUUUGGAUCGAAAGGAACGGCAAUAUGUACAGUUUGUAAAUGGAGAUGGAAACAUUCCACGGAUAAGGCAAAAUGUAGCCUGUGAGCUAUAAAACAUUUUGUUUUUACAUAUGGAUAUUUUUCUGAGCUUUGAUUAUUGAUUGUACCUUAGACAGGAGAAAUUUCAGUGUGUCAAUCUAUUUCUACAACGUUUUCCUGUUUGAGACAUGAAAAAACCGACAAGGUUGCUGUUUCAGAAAGAUUAUCAGAACUAGCAUGAAUCCAAAAUUGUAGCUUUUUAAUGUUAUCAAAGCCAUUGAUAAAUGUCCCCAACAUGACAUCAGAGAGAGCCCUAAUGUUUGUACCACAUGAAAUGUAACGCACGCAGUUGCUUUAGCAGUUUCAGUUUCUCUUAUUUAGCCAAUAAAUGUAUUUCUCUGA
This is a messenger RNA of Etheostoma cragini (Arkansas darter), 5052 nucleotides long. RefSeq names its product coiled-coil domain containing 9 (gene ccdc9). The record is from RefSeq and is a predicted model, not a curated record. The transcript has 15 exons. NCBI's taxonomy places the organism in Eukaryota, Metazoa, Chordata, Actinopteri, Perciformes, Percidae. Bases 217 to 2970 code for a protein of 917 amino acids.